Messenger RNA from Rotaria sp. Silwood2, 405 nucleotides. NCBI's taxonomy places the organism in Eukaryota, Metazoa, Rotifera, Eurotatoria, Philodinida, Philodinidae. The record is from the annotation of a GenBank genome assembly.
AUGACUCUAACACAAAUAAUUUCGCCAUUAGUUUCGUGUCAAGCCUUAAAGCAUCUUCUUCGUGCACCACCACGUCAAAUUACGGUGCUCGAAGCAGAUAUUGGCAAACAAUGUUAUAGUGAUUUUCAAGCAGGUCAUUUACCACAAGCUCGAUAUUUUGAUCAACUAGAAUGCACUACACCAACAGCAUUCAUUCCACGUGGAUUACCUGACAUGAACUGUUUCGAAGGCUACCUAACACGUUUGGGAAUUUCGAAUACACACCAUAUUGUUCUCUAUGAUCGCUCGCCGACAGGUUUCUUUGCCUCUGGUCGUGCCUGGUGUUUACUUAAGGGUGCAUUCACUGAGUGGCAACAACGUGCUCCGACAGAUAUGAUCAUUAAAGGCGAUGGAAAAUCUGUUUGA